Ostrea edulis (European flat oyster) is the source of this 3024-nucleotide messenger RNA. RefSeq lists its product as uncharacterized. The record is from RefSeq and is a predicted model, not a curated record. The transcript has a single exon. Lineage: Eukaryota; Metazoa; Mollusca; Bivalvia; Ostreida; Ostreidae. The coding region runs from base 1 to 645 and encodes 214 amino acids.
AUGCGAUUUUGGAGACGGUCGAGGCAGACGAGGCAGUUUAGCACCUUUGAAGACAAUAGUGAGGUCACAGACUUUGCUAACCAGUACGCCAGCAAUCUACGGUGGAAUCCGUUCUAUAGGGUGAACCAUUCGGGAAGAUUCCAUCCAUUCCACCCAACUCCCAACCCAUUUCUUCACCGGACUCAAGAGCAUGUGCCAAAAUGCCUGUCUCUUGUCUCCCAUUCUGAGAUUCUGACGGGACAGCGAGUGGAGAACUUCUCUUCAGAGUGCUGGCUUCAAAAUCACCUCCACCAGUUUGGUCAUUCCUCUGUUCAUGAUACCUUAAAUAACAACACAGAUCCUGCAGAGGAAGGCGAUGAUGCUGAUGAUGUUGAUGAUGAUAGCCCGGUGGGCAGUGACACAGAGAGGAACUCUGUGACAUCGCUGAAUAGUUUCGAGUUUGAGUUUGAUAAUGACAGUGAUUUGGAGGUUGAGAGGGCAGAGAAUGAACUGCCACCAGACAUUUUAAGCUACACAAUGGCCAUAGAACUACCACCGUAUAACGAUGAGCCGCCCCCCAGUUAUGAGGAAGCCGUAGCCGAAGACGAGAGGAGGGAGAGACGACUUAACUCCUCAACCAGAUCCAGAGACGCCUUCUUGUGGUGAAACUCGACAAAAUUAUAGAAAGACAACUCAACUCCACGACCAUAUCUAAAGACGCCUUCCUUGUGGUGAAACUCGACAUAAUUAUAAAUCAUUAUAACCUAUAGUGGUGCAUUUCUGUUUUGUUCGAAUCUUUGUUCUGAGAUUAUGUUGGAUUAUCUGCUGCGUUUAAUUUUUGAUUUGUUUGUUGUUAUUCUUUUUAAAGAUAUUAUGAUAGAGAAGAGUCACUGUAGAGCUUUUUGUUAAUAUUGUUAGAGUAUCAGCAUAUAUACAUUUUGUCAUAUAUAUAUAUAUACAUUAUUUGUCCAUUCCCGGAACUUUUAUAGUCUAUUCCGUCAGUAUCAUGAUAUAGAUAUGUAUAUAUAUAUGUUGUACAUCUGAAUAUUUACUCAUAGACAGCACCACCAGGUAUGAUGUAUAAAGGACAAAUUAAUUGAAAGUGUGGUCUUUGAAAAUGUAGACUAAAUAUUAACAAAUUAGAAUUAUCAUGAUAUUCCCAAAUUGUACCUAGCAGUGUUGUAGAUAUUUUCAAAUCAUUUGCAUAUAAUAACUUUAUCCAUGAUUAGUUAGGUUAAUGGCAAUUAAAAAUAUUGUAAAUCACUUAUAUAUUAUGAGACUAUUUCCAAAAUUUUGCUGAGUUAGAAUUAUUAGUGAAAAGAAUUUUUUACAGACCUUCAAUUUUUUUUUCAUCACAACAAUAUGUGAAAUUAUAUUUUAAAAACUUUAAUAUUGUUGCUUUAAUAUAACCCUGUGUAUUUAAGCUAAAAUAAGGUUCACAUAUAUAUCAAAAGUGAUUUACGAUAUCAUCACAUUUGUAGAGUUGCUAAAGUGACAUAGUAAAAAUUAUAUUUGAUUUACAGACAUCUUUUAGUGAUCUAUUUAAAACUUUCUGCAUUUGUUAAGUUUGUACAGGGGUAAGGUAACGGAUUAUUUUAGGAUGACGGGAUUAUUUUAAUGUGAUAUGUUUAUAUGUAUUUACUCUCGUGCCUUAUACCCCGUGUUUUAUUAGUGACCAUCAUCAUGGAAUUAGUAUUGUUCCUCUCUGUUGUAUUUUUCAUGGAUUGGUAUACAACGUCAAUGAAUUAUAGUAUAAUAAUAUUGAUAUCUCGAGAAACAUCCAUAGAGUUAACCUAAUGAUCUAUUCUCCACGAACUUUGACCCCCAUUAAAAUAACCGAUUCCAUGGCAAGCUAGGCCUACAUACCUGUGAUAACAUAGAGCAUUAGUAGUAUUUCUACUGAUUUGUUUUGUAAGGGUUCCUGUUGUUUUAACCGUAUUAUCUGUAUUGUAGAGUUAUUUUUACGUAAAUCGUACAUGUGAAACCUAUCGGUACUGUGUACCUGUAAAUUUUCUGCUUGUGUUAUGUUUUUGUCCAGACAAUGUUUUACCAAAUAUUGAAUUUUGUCCCCAUAAUCAAAUCAGUUUAGAGAGAUAUAAAUAGAUUUAGAUUUGUCUUGUAUUCUUUUGCCUUUAAAAGAAAAUUGGGACACAUGCAAUGUACUGUAGAUCACUUUUGUUCGUGAGACUUUAUUUUCGCGUGGAUACUAUGUUGUAAUUAUUUACGAGAUAUAACUCUUCUGCAUCAUUAUUCAUUGCUUAAGUCUUCUAUGUGUACGAGUUUAUUCAUGAGAACUAAAGUUUUGCGAAUGGCUAGUCUUGUGAAAUCGAACGUAAAUUUUCUCGUGAGUAAAUGUCAUUUAUCCACUUACCUGCCUGUAAUUUUCCUGCUGUCUACUUCUCCAUACAAUGCGUCGAGCUAUUUUUAGAAUACAAUACAGUAUCACCUUCAGUUAUUCCCCUUAACUAUAACUCUUCAGUUUUUCUCGUUGCCAUUUUGGUUUACUCCAUGUGAUCCUCAUACAAAUUUUCAUUUAAAUGUUCUUGUAAGUUGGAAUGGCCCCUUGCUUAAAAAAAAAAUUGCCUGGGGAACAAUCAUACAGAUUCAUGGGGAGGGAUUUCAAGGGUUUUCUUUCAUUUCUUAAUUCUUUCUUGUUGCCAUUUUGGUUUACUCCAUGUGAUCCUCAUACAAAUUUUCAUUUAAAUGUUCUUGUAAGUUGGAAUGGCCCCUUGCUUAAAAAAAAAAUUGCCUGGGGAACAAUCAUACAGAUUCAUGGGGAGGGAUUUCAAGGGUUUUCUUUCAUUUCUUAAUUCUUUCUCAUCUGUUGCUAAAAUUAGUAACUGUUUAUUACAUGUACAUGUUUUGUUUGUAAAUUGUAGAAUUCAUGUGCUCAAUCUCAUGGUUGUACAUACGAGACUUGUUUGUUAGUAAUACAUGUAUUGAUAAUUUUGGAGUUUUUAUACAAUUUACAAAAUAUCCCAAUUCUUCUAGGGUCCAUCUGUUGUAUUAUACUGGUAUUACCUCGAUAAAUCAUUUACUCAUUCA